AUGACCGUACCGAAUAGCGAACUAUGGCUCAAUCCUGCAAAGUCUCUUGCUACUCAUUCUAAGUUCUAUCCCGCAAAGAUCACGGUCGCUCACCACCAACUGCGUCAUUUCAUUAGUUCAUCAGAGAAGGACCUCAUUUACUAUGUAUCAUGCAAGGACGUCUUCGUUCUCGAUCUCGCAACCCAGCAGAACUCUUUGGUUGCAACGAUACCCUUCGAGUCCCGAUGUCUGGCUGCUGACCUAGGCUGGGUUUGUGUAGGAGGAGAACAAAAUGGAGACUGCGCUUUCAUCAAAGUCGAGAAGGACGAACAUGAUCGGCCGACAUGCUUUGGUCACGAGAUGAACGUUGACUUGUUGGGAGGAGAAAUAGUCAAUUCAAUGAGCAUCCACACAGUCUUGAACGAGGGCAAAACUUCUGACGAACCGGUCGUCCUAAUCAGUAACAACGACAAGACCGUUAAGAUCUACUCCCUCGCUCAACGGCAGGUGCUGACAACUCUACUGCAUCCUGUUCCAAUGAACUUUGCAUCCAUGUCGCCAGACUCCAAGAUCCUCGCGGCAGUUGGGGACUCAGACCAUGUGUACUUCUAUCGACGACACCUCGACGAAGACCACGACAUCAUCGAUGGCUCUUCCGGGACGUAUGCCAAAUAUCACUGGCAGAUGUUCGCCAACCCCGUGGUGCCGACUGGUGACCCCGUUUAUGACGACCACAGCUUUGCAGUGACUUUUUCGCCCUCAGGGUAUCUUUGCGCAGCUUCUUCCCAAGGCGGAUCCAUCUCGAUAUUCGACAUGCAACAUCUUCUGAGCAGCAAUGAGCCUGGGGAAUCAUCCAUAAUAUGCACCUUUAGAUCAUCGCGGCAAGCUUUGUAUGGAUGCGUCAGGUCAAUGUCCUUUUCUCCUGCACCCUGGGAUCUGUUAGUGUGGGCUGAAGACCACGGGAGAAUUGGUAUUGCGGAUGUGAGACGGUCCUGCGUCCGAAGGCAGAUACUGGACCUCGACCGUCAGAAAACAGAAGAAGUCAAGCUCGAAGAUGGAACCCCUGUUGCGUUUCGCAACAUAGGUCACAAGGAACGGUUGAUGCAGCAACGUCUCGCACGAUUAAGAGCCAUGCGUGGCUUGUCGUCCAGAGAAUUAGACAACGAGCUAAGCACUGAUGAUCUUCUGAGCGACUCUGGACAACGGCAUAAUCGCCGCGAUCUGGUCAAUUAUGAGGGCUUGGAUCUGGAUGCGCGAGAAAGAUCAAUUGUUGAGGCGCUUGACAGCACAAUGAACGUCGAACACCCCCCAACUCGCCCAUACAGUAUCAACUACACUUCUUCUUCCCCGGGCUGGAUUGCUGGAAGGAUCUCAAGUGAGGACACCUCGCAACCCCCAGGGACUGAUCGCUCUAUCAGUUCUCGCUCCCAUCAACCAAGGAGGAGAUCAUCUGUAGUUUUUUCCCAGCCCACCACCAACAGAAGCCAAUCCCCCGAUAUCAUGGUGGUGGACCCACGCAUGCUUGUAUCUGCGUCUCCAGGCCGCAUUGGAGACGACGAGGACAUACCAACCAUGUCGGCAAAUACUUUACCUCCAGCUUCAGGCUCUAACCCACAGCCAGGAACCUCUAAUAUUCCGCCCCACGACCCCUGGCAUGUCAUUCAGACAGCAGUUGAGUCGGCUCGAGCAUCGGCAGUUCGAGCAUCCGACUACCGCAAUCGCAAUCGAGCGCUUCUUGCUCGGGUGGAAAAUGCCUUGGAAGAGGAACGGGAGCUCGGGAGGCACCUUGAGCGCCAACUGGCCGAUGAAAGACAAUUAUCACUCUCGCUUCACAGAGAGCUUGAUACCCAACAGCGGCUACUCGCCGCGACCUCCAAUCGGCUUGACAAUAUUCGGGCAGCGGCAAGAGAGUCAAAUAGAGAUAUCGAGGCUACACUGGAACGGGUCCUGCAGCGACAGUUGACGCAUGAGCAACAGUUCUUACAACAGCGGUCGCAUCAGUUGCAGGUUGAAUUGAGAUUCGGAACGGAGUAUUCGAGGAGACUGGAAACUGAGCGGGACAGGAUCUUGCUGGGUGGAUCUGGAAGUGAUCAAACGCCAAAUACCAGCACUUUCGAUCCUUCAGGUUCAAGCUCGGCUCAGACUACGACGCUGCCCACCAUAAACCUGAGAUCGUCCAAUCAGUCAGACAACGCUUCCAAUGUCCUCACCGAGUAUUCCGAAAUCAGCGUUGACAGACUGGCGCACAUCGAACAAUUGGAACAACAGAUACGCAGAGCAGAGUCACGGGUAGCUCAGGCAGCCAUUGACACCGAAGCUCUGGCAAACGCCAUGCAAAGCAGGCUGGACGUGGCAGAAGCUCGAUUAGCAUCGCUCAGAAGUCGGACUACAGCCAAUGCCAACGAAGUGACUACCGCAAACCACACUACUAACGUUCGCACAUCGCCAAGAGAGCUCGAACCCGCCAGCCGCCCUCCAAUAGCCACGACCAGCAUGCGCAGAGGUCCCAUGACCAUGACUCCAGGCCCGCGAGCCCAGCGCGGUGGCGUUAGUGAUGCAGGACGUAUUGAUAUUGUCAGAUCUGGAGUCGCCGGUCGCAUUCCUGAUGCGGACAUGCGUUUGGCUCGUAUUAUGUUUCUAAGUGGCAUGUCCGGGAACAGAUCGCUCGAUGCGAAUGGCAAUUGGAUGCCUCCCGCGGCUGGUUCGGGUUUGCAACGAGUUCUGGGUGCUGGUGGGAGGUCGACGGGUGCAGCGGUAGUAGCAAGUGAGAUUGAGCUAGGCACCACGGGAAUCGGGUUUAGUCCGGAUGGACAGUUCCUGUAA
This is a messenger RNA of Cladophialophora psammophila CBS 110553, 2802 nucleotides long. RefSeq lists its product as uncharacterized. The record is from RefSeq and is a predicted model, not a curated record. The transcript has a single exon. The coding region runs from base 1 to 2802 and encodes 933 amino acids. Lineage: Eukaryota; Fungi; Ascomycota; Eurotiomycetes; Chaetothyriales; Herpotrichiellaceae. Gene Ontology annotation, molecular function: protein binding.